Sugiyamaella lignohabitans is the source of this 1356-nucleotide messenger RNA. It is a transcript of the gene SHQ1, whose product is annotated as Shq1p. The transcript has a single exon. The record is from RefSeq and is a predicted model, not a curated record. Lineage: Eukaryota; Fungi; Ascomycota; Dipodascomycetes; Dipodascales; Trichomonascaceae. The coding region runs from base 1 to 1356 and encodes 451 amino acids. Gene Ontology annotation, cellular component: cytoplasm; nucleoplasm. Gene Ontology annotation, biological process: box H/ACA snoRNP assembly.
AUGAUAACUCCUCAAUUUUCUGUUGAUCAAGAUGAUGAAUUCAUCUACAUUAAAAUAAAGGCUCCGUAUAUCAAGGCUCAGAAUAUUGAGUUUGUUGUGGACGAGAAUGUGUUUAUUUUUUCGCUACAUCCAUAUUAUUUGAGACUGAGAUUUCCUGGAAAAAUUAUUGAUGAUGAUGAUAGAUCGAGUGCUAACUAUGACUUGAAAACUUCAAUGGUAUCAGUAAAACUUCCAAAAGAAGUGAAAGGUGAACAUUUUGAAGAUUUGGAUAUGAUCACUAAGCUUCUGGCAAGGAAGAAUGAGGAGACAACCCGUGCUGCAAAGCCAACCAUUGAGGAAAUUGAUACAGAGGGUGGAAAAUCUGGAAAUGGCGAUCUCAGUGUAGGUGAUUCAAGCAAUGAAAUUGCUUCAGCCACUCAAGAGCUGGAUGAGAAGAAUGCAAAUACAAAGUUAAGUUCAUUAGGUGAGGAAUUCGACUGGGAGAUUGAACAGACUAUUCCCGCACCUUUGACAGAUUCCGAGGAUCAAAAGGCGGUAAUGGCAAACAAAUACGGUUUUGAUAAUGGAUAUUCGGGACUGAUGUCUAUGUCGGUGAUGAAUGGAAAUGACAUUAAUGACCUAUCUGAUCCGGAUAAACUUUCUCCUAGUGAGAGGGCUAAAGAGCGAACCGAACUAGAGAUCGAAAAAUUCGACCCGGACUAUUAUCUAUCUGAUCUGUUUGAUAACCCGAUGAUAGAGGAAAUUAUUAGUUGGACGGAAACUUCAGAUGACUCGUUGACGAGUCAAGAAAGUGAUAGACUGGCCCGAUUGUCAAAAAAGACAUAUUUAUUAGAUUCAGAAAAGCAAACUUAUAUCGGACUUGUUUCGCUCCUCUUUGGUAGCUGUUAUGAUAAAAGAAUUAAUAUGGGUGAUAGUACUGUUGAAUCAGCAUGGACUAUAGGAAAGUUGUCACCACUUAUUAGUUGCUUGGAUAAUAGUUUUGCAUCUGUGCAGGAUAUAAUGAUAGGUUGUACCAGGCGAUCGCUGUGUUAUCCUCUGUAUAGGUCUUGGGCUCUGAGUCUCGCUGUGUGGAAUGACGUUUAUCAUGUUUUAAAGCGAGGUAAGCGAGCUGUACUCAAAGAGUUGGCAAAACUAGUCCUGAUGUUUGAUAUUGACCUUUACAAUGUCUAUAACCAGAUUCUGUUGGAAGAUUAUGCAGUAUGGAUCCAAUACAGCUCAGAGAAUGUUAUUCGGAGCUUGGCACAUGAAGUUCAUAAAACCACCAUUAGCAAAGAGUCAAUGGGCUUUGAUCUGUUGGAAUACGAGGAAGCUGCAAAAGAAGCCUUGGCUGAUCAAGACAUGGAUCAAGUUGAUUAG